Molecule: messenger RNA, 3238 nt
Organism: Mastomys coucha (southern multimammate mouse)
Lineage: Eukaryota; Metazoa; Chordata; Mammalia; Rodentia; Muridae
Exons: 2
Coding region: 140-3238 (1032 amino acids)
Source: RefSeq, a predicted model, not a curated record
UUGGAAUAGAUUGGAUAGAGAUGAGCUUAAAAAUGAUCUACAAGCAACCAUCUCAGAGUCUUUGAAUGUCUCAACUCCUGAUGUACCAAGAUCUAAAAGACAAAGCAAGGUGUUUACAUACAAAGCUUUACAAGGUAAAAUGUGUUCAGCUGGAGUAGCUAUGAAAGGAAGGAAAGCAUUCGUUUCAAAGGUAUUGACUAUUCCACAGUGUGGUCAUAGAAAAAAUCUACUUCCAAAAACCUUGAAAUCACAGAUUUCUGAAUUAUUAAUACAUUCUGGUGUCUUAUCUGAUAGCCUUAGUAUAAUCACAUUGGAAGACUUAGCAUCAGAGAAAAAUAAAAAAAUAACACAGAAAUUGGCAGCAAUAAUGUUAGAGACUCUGGGUUUGUCCACACCUACAUGGAAAGAAAGUAAGAAAUUAAAAUUCAUAGACGAGGGAGAUGAAAUGAGCACCAAUUAUCUAACUGUUAAAGCAAGUAAGACAGCCAUCUCUCAGACACUUAUUACUGCAGGAUGUGGAACACCAAAACAAUGUAAACCUGUGGCAGUUUCAUCCCUAAAUGCUAUCUUCUCUCCUAUACCUGUGUCUCUUGAUGUUAGCACAUGUAAUGAACUAAAAAAUAGUGAUAUAACGUGGACAAGAUUUAGUGUGUUGAAUCAGAGAUUUUCAAAUAUGAAAAAAAAGAAGCCAUUACUUUCAAAGGUAAUUAAAAUAAAUGGAUACUUUAUUACAAAGCAUAAGAAAGUUAAAUUAAGAGCCAAAAUGAAAGCCAUAGGACUCAGUGAAAACAUAACUGAGGAACUUCAAAACACUAUUCACUGCAUGUCAACUACAUGUAACAGAAAAAAUAUACCUGAAGCACAGGUAGGUUUGGGAGUAUCAAAGUUUACUCAGACACAGUCAACACAUGGAGAGUCAUCAGUCGAAGGCAUCAUAGAGUCCGAUGGUUCUGUUGACAAAGAUGGUUCCAACAUGCACAUAAAUAUCGAAAAGGUAACUUCAAAUGUGAGGAAAUCACACACUGUUUUACAAACCUGGGAGCCUCUGGCCAGGAACACUACCAAACUUGGCAAAAACAAAACUGGCCAGUCUUUUUUAAAAGAGAAGUCUCCAUUUUAUUUGACAGAAAUUGUCACUUCUAUUGCCAGGAAUUUAGUGACUUCCAAAGAAUUUCAAAAGCAGAUUGGUAGAAUGAGAGUACCUAAGUUGUCAGCUCACAAAGGUGUACGUUCACAGACAGUGGAGUCCCCAGUUUCACAGUCACCUCAUGGAGAAUUUGAGACACAGUACUUUAGAACCACAGAGGUAAAAGUAGAUCCAGAGAAGGCAAAUACAGACAUGAAGUCCAUCUACCCAUGUAUGCCAAUUCAACAUCAAAAAACAGAGUUAUCGCAUAAAAUAUGGGAUAUGUAUAGAAAAUCUGCAAAAGGAAGUUGCUUGGACAAAGCAACAGUGAAGAGGAAAGAGGAGUUUGGACAGCUGACUUUAUUUAAAAUAGCUUCACAGAGAGAACAGCCAUUUGAAGCAGAUCAAAAGAGACAACCUGAUCCUUUCAAACCACAAGUCUUUUCACCUAACACGAUGCACCCCAAGGACAUCAUGCUUCAGAAAAAAGCUAUUUAUUUACGAGAUCAAGAAGGAAACUCAAAAGCUGGAGAAGAGUUCAGCCAAGAGGUUGUCUUUUCUUGUAAUUCACGUUCUCACACUGAGGAGCAGAACGAUGAAUUUAAAACAGGUUGGAAAACAACAUCCUCAUCUUUUGCCCUGCUCAAGAAACAGGAAAAGCCUCCUAUCUUAGGACCUAUGUGGACGUCUUAUGCCACUGACCGUACCUAUCUUGAAAGUAUAAGACAAAAGGAUAAGGCAAAAAUAUCAAAUGUGAAAAGUGCUGCCAAGCACAUAAAGCUUAAGGCAAAGAAAAUUCCAGUUUCUCUCUUUCUUGGACAUGGGAGCAGAAGCAAUAAAAAAGAACUAGGACAUAACAUGCAGCAUCAGAACACAUUAAAGCUGAGGAGAAGUAUACAAAACCUGGUUCUAAAAGCUAAUUUUGACCCCGGGUGCUUUAUAUCCCCAGUUAAAAAGCUUACCAGAGUAAAACUGGAGAAAGGCAAGCAGGAAGAGAGAAAGAGCAUCCUUCCACAGAUAAUUCUGAAGAAACCGUCUAACCAAUGGCAAAUGUCAUGGUCAGGAGAGGUUGGUGUAUGUAGAAAACUAGAAGAAAGUAUUAAGGAGGCACAUGAUCAUAGCUCUUUCAAGGAUAUUCCCCAGCAAUAUAUGCAACGACUUUGGGUUAAGUCAGAAAACUCUUGCAAACCUUGUGGUUUACAAAGAAGGAUGAACUCUGAGUUAAGUUCACAGAAAGCAGAAACUGAUAGUCUUGGGCUAGAGAACUCAAGGACCAGAAGAACCAAAGUCUACAGCAUCCCACAAGACAGCCUACAAAAGGAAUAUUCCUGGAAGGAAGGGACGUGGGGACCAGGAAUGGUUAUCCAGCCUGUGAAACAGUCUUCUCAUUUCAGAAUGACAAAUGAACUCAUAAUGAAACAAGACAUCAAGCCAUCAAGUCCACAGAGGAUGGGAUGUCUGAAAAUAAUGGAUAAGCCAUUAGAUUCGAAGGAACCGUUGGCUACUCCCAGGCUUAUGGGACAGCAACAAAAUCUUUUCACAGAUCCUCUUCUGGGAUCCACUUCCUCUCUUGUACCACAUCAGCCUCAUACUGAAGUAUCAAGGAAAGACAUGAAAAUAAAUAACAAAAUCUUAAAGAAUUUGACCCAACAGCUGAAGAAAAUCUCAAGUGAAGAAGAUAUUUCUGAUAUGGAUCACAUGCCAAGAAGUAUUGAAAAACUACUCUUGCUUAUUAAACAACAGGAAAAGAGAAGAAAAAAAAGUACAGGGGGUAAAAAAAUUGAAGUAGCAGAAGACAUAAAAACAACAAUGAGUAAGUCCAUCCCAUUUCAAAAUUAUUCACCAUCAAGAACACAAUUGAUUGAUACAAUAAAGAAUAGUGGUAUGUUCAUGCAAAGAGAUGGAACAGAGACAACCAGGAGAAUGGGCACAUUGUGGAGAGAGCAAAGGCUGUGUGUACAAGGAAUCGGCCUAGACUAUGUUUAUACACAUGAGCUUGCUUCCAAAGUUAUACGUGAAAAUAGAAUCACAUCUAGAGCCUCAGACAAAGGACACACUGUCAGAAGUAGGCAACAUGCCAAGCAGGACAAAGGAGCUAGCUUUGUCAUCUGA